This is a messenger RNA of Erythranthe guttata (spotted monkey flower), 654 nucleotides long. Its product is annotated as ubiquitin-like protein 5. Gene Ontology annotation, biological process: protein modification process. The record is from RefSeq and is a predicted model, not a curated record. Gene Ontology annotation, molecular function: protein binding. NCBI's taxonomy places the organism in Eukaryota, Viridiplantae, Streptophyta, Magnoliopsida, Lamiales, Phrymaceae.
AACCUAUUCGCGUUGAACGAGCGGAACAGUCAUAAAAGUUGUGCUUCAGUGAGGACAUUCUAGAAGGUUAUUUAUUCCUCUCGAGCUGCGCGUGUUCAAUUAGGGUUUGCUGGUGAAAGAAGAAGAAGAAGAAGAAGAAGAAGAGAAGAGUGAAGAUGAUAGAGGUGGUGCUGAACGAUCGGCUGGGGAAGAAGGUGCGCGUGAAGUGCAACGACGACGACACAAUCGGAGACCUCAAAAAGCUGGUGGCGGCACAGACCGGCACACGCGCCGACAAGAUCCGAAUCCAGAAAUGGUACAACAUCUACAAAGACCACAUCACCCUCAAGGACUACGAGAUCCAUGACGGCAUGGGCCUCGAGCUCUACUACAAUUAGUCCUUCAAUUCAUCGUCCACACUCGCUCAGCUUUCAUGAUGCAUCAUUGCUUGGGGAUGAUGAUGGAUACAUACAUGAAGUAUAAAUAAUAUUUCUUGGCAAAUAUCUUUUUCGACAUGACUGCUUACAAACUGUUGAACCAUGACUGUAUUUAUUACCUUCGUUUGAUGUUUGCCUUUUCGUUGUUGGUUUAUUUGCAUUGUCACUCUGUAAUGUAAAAUCGAAUAAGGUUUGAAUACGCUACUGUUCAACAUGUAUCUAUAGGUUUCAUGUCAUA